AGAGGGUGUGCCAGGACUUCCAUGAUUCUGAUCCCACUCUGUCUCUCCAUCUUUUAAUGUUCUGGGGAUCGUCUCAUGUUACUUCUCUACUUCUUUGAUCCUGAGCAACUACAUCAAGCCCAGGAAUCACAUGUCUAGACUAGGGGCUAUCUGAAGUGGUUUCUUUUGCUGGAAACUAGUACAGUAAGGUGUGAAAGGUUGUCCCAAGUUUAGAUAAUUGGAAAGCAAAUGCUAGAACGUAGGGCUGAGUUGUUGAGGAAAGCAGGGAGUUGAAAGCUAAAGAACAGAAAUCACACUGUGAUGGUUUUCUCAGAUUUUCUGUGUCUCUUCUGGAAUGAGACAAGUGAUGCAAGUUUUGGAUCAGAAGAUGGAGAUCUGACCCAAGUCUCAAAUUUCCUGUGGCUACAACAUGGAGACCAGACUGUGGGUGUGAAGGGUGGGAUAGGAGGAGCAAAGAUAAUCCUACUGUAGCAGUCAGGUGAGAGCUAAUAAUGGCUGGACCAAUGUGGUGGCCAUGCACUUGGUAGCUGUUGGUAUCUAUAUCAGUUUUUUUAAGUAAGAAAGACCAGGUUUAUAGAUACUGAGGGUGAGAGAUUCUUACUUAAGAAUCUGUAGUUCAUGGAAGUGGGGUGUUUGGGUCUAGUAGCUAGAAAUAUAGAAGCUCCACUAAGCAGGAUAAGUUCGUAGUAGGGUUAAUUAUUGGAAUAUUCACAGUUUUGUUUUGGGACAUCUUUAGAGGCUGAGAUAUUUCAAAGAACAGCUAGUUUAGACAUCAAAUGGAUAGUUAACUACACAGGACUACAGCUUUGAGGAGGGAUUCAGGACACAUCCAGAAGGUAGUGAUCAGUGUUUGUCCUGGGUGUAGCUUGGGUCACCAUUAAAAGGGAAUCCUGGUUUGCUGGUAAUGCUAUUAGGAGCCUGGGGAACCCAUGGGUGUGUCUUGUGCUUGGGUCCUUGGGUGGUAGUUGUGGGAGUCACAAAGAUGUGGGAGAGAAGUGAAAGGUGUGGGAGAGAGGAUGGUCUGGCAGUUUGCCAUGAAAUCAGUGUGAAGGCCUAGGAGUAACUGAGGUACUGAAGCUAGGACUAAUGCUUAUUCAACAUACUUUAUAUCCACAAGAUUUUUGUAGAAUCCGUGGUGUUUCUUUCGAGUUUCAUAAAUUAGCAGCAUAAAUUUUCAUGAGGAGAGUUGGUGUUCCUGAGGUGUAAGGCUACUGUGGCAGGCCAUUGAAUGAAGGUCAGGAGGAGAGGCAGGCAAUUCCUGGAGGGGGGCAUAUCAAGUACACCACAAGUGGAAGUGGGCUGUGGUUUCUGAAAUCUGAGGCCGUUCUGGGUUGCUGAGGUUGAAACAAGGAGCUCAGUCAGCAGAGGAGCUGUUGUUGGGAUGUGGCCUAAGUGUUCCUGAAGGAUUCAUGUGUUGAAAUGUGAAUCCCAUCCUGACUUAUUAACAGUGGAAACAAUCUGUGAUGUUUGGAGGUUGAGCCUUUGGGAAGUGAUUCGGGCUAUGUAGAGUUGUUGGGAUGUAGCCUGUGGUAGGAUUCUGCUGGCUGUGUAAGUAGAAAAGAGAUUGCAUACACAUGUACGUGUUUCCUGUGUCUUGUCAUGUUAUGCCCUGAGCUACUUGAGGAGACUGCCAGCAAGGCCAUCUCAGAGGAAGUGUUUAGACCUUGCACCUCCAGAACUGACUGUGUGACCUUUGAGGAUGUGGCCAUUUACUUCUCCCAGGAAGAGUGGGGGCUCCUUGAUGAGCAUCAGCGGGUGCUGUACCUCGGUGUGAUGUUGGAGAACUUUGCACUUGUAACCUCACUAGUUUGUUGGCAUGGAAUGGAGGAUGAAGAGAUACCUUCUGAGCAGAUUUCUGUAGGACUGUCACAAAUCAAGACUACAAAGGCAGGUGUAUCUACCCAGGAGACUUAUCCCUGUGAAAUGUGUGUCCCAGUUCUGAAAGACCUUUUGAACCUGGCUGAUCAACCUGGGCAGGAACCAUACUUGACUGGGAUAUGUGCAAACCUUCACCAGGAGCAGAAUUGUCACAGAUCAGAGAUGUCCUUGAAGAGAGACUUGGGAAAAGCCUCAUUUAUGAAGAGCUGCAGAAUCCAAGGGAAACCUGUAACUUGUGGAGAUGUUGGAAAAAGCUUCUUGGCCACAUUGGACUUUAUCCAGCCCCAGUCUGUUCCCAACUGUGAGAGGCCAAAUACAGUUACUGAGUGUGAGGAAGAUCUUCAUAUUGGAAUAAAUCAUUACAAGUGGAGUGAAUGCAGAAAAACUUCCAGCCACAAAUAUGCUCUUGUUCACCAUCCAAGAGUCUACACUGGAAAAAGGUUUUAUGAAUCUACCAAAUGCGGGAAAGCCUACUGCUGCAAGUACUCACUUAUUCAGCUCCAGAGAGUCCAUAAUGGAGAAAGGCCUUAUGAAUGCAGUGAAUGUGGGAAAUCUUUCAGCCAGACCUCCCACUUGAAUGACCACCGCAGAAUCCACACUGGAGAGAGGCCUUAUGAGUGUGGUCAGUGUGGGAAAUCAUUUAGUCAAAGAGCCACCCUCAUUAAACAUUACAGAGUGCACACUGGAGAAAGACCUUAUGAGUGUGGUGAAUGUGGGAAAUCUUUUAGCCAAAGCUCCAACCUCAUUGAACACUGCAGAAUUCACACUGGAGAAAGGCCUUAUGAGUGUGAUGAGUGUGGGAAAGCAUUUGGGUCCAAAUCCACUCUUGUUCGACACCAGAGAACUCACACGGGAGAAAAGCCUUAUGAAUGUAGCGAAUGUGGGAAAUUCUUUACACAGAGCCACAGUCUACUUGAACACCAGAUAAUUCACACCGGAGCAAGGCCUUAUGAGUGUGGACAGUGUGGGAAGUCAUUUAGCCUAAAGUAUGGCCUCAUUCAACAUCAGUUAAUCCACAGUGGGGCUAGGCCUUUUGAGUGUGACCAGUGUGGAAAAUCUUUUAGCCAAAGAGCCACCCUCAAUAAACACCACAAGGUGCACACUGCAGAAAAGCCUUACGAGUGUGGGGAAUGUGGGAAAGCCUUUAUGUUCAAAUCCAAACUCAUUCGGCACCAGAGGACUCACACUGGAGAAAGGCCUUUUGAGUGCAGUGAAUGUGGGAAGUUCUUCAGACAGAGCUACACCCUUGUUGAACACCAGAAAAUUCACACUGGCUUGAGGCCCUAUGAAUGUGGUCAGUGUGGAAAAUCCUUUAUCCAGAAGUCUGGCCUCAUUCAGCACCAGGUGGUUCACACUGGAGAAAGACCAUAUGAGUGUGGCAAAUGUGGGAAAUCUUUUACACAGCACUCUGGUCUCAUUCUUCAUCGAAAAUCUCACACCAUGGAGAAGCCUCACAAAAGCAACAAAUGUGAGGAAGCCUUCAGCCCAAGGUUUAACAUCACUUAGCUCCUGAAAGUCCACACUUGAGAAAGGCCUAUACCUGCAGGAAUUGUGCUAUUUCUUUGGUCAGUAUUAGGCCUUAUGAGGGAACUGCCUGCCUGAAGUUGAACAUCAUACUUCCUAACACCCACACUGGGGUGAGAGUCCCACUCAUUCAGGGACAGGUAAAGCUUACAGGAGCCUUUGUCAGAGUUAAAUCACUGCCAGAAGGCAUCUUCUACCACCUAACACAGUGUUCGUUGGUCAUCUGAGCUUGUAAAAGAAGGAACAUGUUUGCUUAUGCCAAGGAGAAAUUCUUGAACAGCCUGGGCCUUCAAGGAUAAUUCCUUCCACUUUCUGACUGAUUAAAACAUAUAUCUGACCUAGUUUUUAACCAGGAGGAGCUGAUCUGCAGUCUGCUAGAGUCUUCUAGGAAUGGCUUACCUUACCUUCAUGGAAAAGUUUUAUCAGUCUCCCAUUCACCAACAUAAAAUUUUCUUCAUACUGUUCUAGCUUAUGCAUUAAUAAAUACUUUAUUAUUUAAUC
This is a messenger RNA of Ictidomys tridecemlineatus (thirteen-lined ground squirrel), 3903 nucleotides long. RefSeq lists its product as uncharacterized. Gene Ontology annotation, biological process: regulation of transcription by RNA polymerase II. The record is from RefSeq and is a predicted model, not a curated record. Gene Ontology annotation, cellular component: chromatin; PcG protein complex; transcription regulator complex. Lineage: Eukaryota; Metazoa; Chordata; Mammalia; Rodentia; Sciuridae. Gene Ontology annotation, molecular function: RNA polymerase II cis-regulatory region sequence-specific DNA binding; DNA-binding transcription factor activity, RNA polymerase II-specific.